Periophthalmus magnuspinnatus is the source of this 1594-nucleotide messenger RNA. RefSeq lists its product as uncharacterized. The record is from RefSeq and is a predicted model, not a curated record. The coding region runs from base 1 to 1581 and encodes 526 amino acids. NCBI's taxonomy places the organism in Eukaryota, Metazoa, Chordata, Actinopteri, Gobiiformes, Gobiidae. The transcript is spliced from 8 exons.
AUGGGCUUCCACACCGUGCUGGCCGCCCCUCUGUACCUGCUCGCUCUCCAGACCCUGGUGGUGGUCCCAGGGGGGUCUUUGGCUCUGGGGCAGCUGGAGCGCUGGGUCCGGUCCGGUCUUCAGUCUCUGCAGUUGAACCGAUGUCUCUGGACGUCGUCUCUGUCCGAGGCAGAGUGCAGGAGGCGGUCCCAUCUCCCACUGUCCUCUCUGGCCGUGUAUGUGUCCGAGCCGCACGCCGGACCAGGAUACUGGGAGAAGGUGGUGGCCGUUCUCCCAGACACCUCGGCUUCUCUGGGGUCUAAGGCUCAGGGCAGUUACAGUGUGCGGAGGUCAGGACAGACCCUGACCACGGCCCACGACGCCGUGCUGGUCCUGGACCCAAGUCCAGGGGAGGAUUUUGGACACGCAGUGGUCCUGUUCUAUGUGGACAUGAACGUGACGAAGAAGAGGUGCUCCCACAUGGACGGCAUUUACCUGGGAGAGGAGUGUCUCACAUUGGCUUUGAAAGGUCAGUGUCAGAACCAGCUAAAGCGGCGUCUUCGGGCCGGCCUGGUCACCAGCUCCAGUCGGACGGUGGAGCGGACCGGAGGAGGGCUCUGUGAGGUCCACUUCCUCCCACUAGUGGUCAGCAUGGGGGACAGCAACCGCACCCAGAGGCUGAAAUGUGUGGAUAACGCCGAGUUUGCACCAUGCCCCCUGUCGCCGCCCUUGAGCUCGCCCAGUUUACCCGUCUCCAGCUGUGAACUCAACAAAAACACUCGCAGGUGCCAUCAGCAGCCUCUGGCCAUGCACCUGUCCUGCCGACUGUACCAGACCUGUGACCACGCUGUGCUCCUGUCAGGUGGAUGGCAACAGCAGAUGACUUUCCUGCGCCAUGUACAAAACCUUCAGGAGUUUUACCAGAUGCUUCGAAACAACGGUUUUCAUAAAAAUCACAUCAGGACCUUCUUUGCCAACGGCGGACAGGUCCUCGAGGAGUUGGAGGGUGUGUAUCCUGCUACAGAGAAGACAGCGAUUCGUAAUCAUGUGUCGUACAUCUGUCGAAAGCAGCACUGUGCAGACACUCUGGUGCUGUACCUGAACUCGCCCACACGCACUGACGGCACCAUGCUGCUCUGGGACGCCAACCUUAAUGGCAUUGCGGACUUAAAGGAGAGAUACUCAGUGAACGAGCUCUUGUCUGACCUGGCUGGAUGCAGGGCAGCCCGGGUUCUGCUCUUUGUGGACCAAAGCUACAGUGGAGUAUUGUACAAACGGCUGAAAGGAUCCCAAAAACACACAAACGUGGUUCUGAUCCAGAACCCGUCCAAACAGUCCAAGUACCACAGGGGCAUCCUGGACUGGCAACAGAAUAGCUGGGCACACAUCAGCCCUCCCACGUGUCUCCUGGACCAUUUAGGAAAGGGAGCUGGGGCGUCUCAUCUGCUGGAGCCUUGGGCAAGUCUUCUGAAUGUGACGCUGGCUGGAGCACCUUGUAAUGUCACGCCUCCUCUAACAGACAGUGAGCUGCGGAGGGAGUACCAGGGCUGUCAAAACCUACCCACUGCUCUGUGGCAUCAGAAACUACGGAGAAUCAAGUAGAGAGGGUACACAG